AUGUCGCAGCAUACCCCGUUUGGGUCGCCCUCUCCAGGCUCCUCACGACGAACCUCAAGACAUAUUACCACUGAAGGACUGAAUAUAUCCAGCGACAGGGCCAGCCAAAGCAGAUCCAGUAUGGAAGAUAGUGGCAGAAGAGGGUCGACAGCUCCUAUACCAGAUACUGGAGACCCAGCUAACCUGCCCAUGUCCACCUCCAUGGUGCUACCGGUGCUUCCCAAGUCAAGUCACCGGGCUUUGGAAGAAAUAGAAGCGCUGGAUAACAGAAAAGUUACUGUUCGAUUCCUGCCUAUGCCAUCUGCUCCUCUUCUUCAGAGCAAGGUGUUCAAAGUCAGCGCUUCUCAGAAGUUCGAGACCAUCGUUCGCUUCUUGAGGAAGAAGCUAGGCUGCAAGGAUACGGACUCCGUAUUUUGCUACGUGAACAGUGUCUUUGCCCCAGGGUUGGAUGAGGGAAUUGGUGGCUUGUGGAGGGUAUGUCUAGCUGCUCUCACAAUUUAA
This is a messenger RNA of Trichophyton benhamiae CBS 112371, 501 nucleotides long. It is a transcript of the gene apg12, whose product is annotated as autophagy associated protein Atg12. Bases 1 to 501 code for a protein of 166 amino acids. Lineage: Eukaryota; Fungi; Ascomycota; Eurotiomycetes; Onygenales; Arthrodermataceae. Gene Ontology annotation, biological process: nucleophagy; autophagosome assembly; C-terminal protein lipidation. Gene Ontology annotation, cellular component: phagophore assembly site membrane; cytoplasm; Atg12-Atg5-Atg16 complex. The record is from RefSeq and is a predicted model, not a curated record. The transcript is spliced from 2 exons.